ACCCCCAGCCAACCAGCCAGUCCUCGUCUCCAACAUGAUAUAGCCUACCAAAUCUUACAUUUCCACACUUCUCUUACUAACAUCAGACAAAACUAAACACUUCUCACCGGCCGGCAUGUCGAACCGACAAAUUUUCCGGCACUGUCAUUCCUCAAUCGUCUCCUUUCUAACUCUCCUUAUCUUCAUUUCUCCAUGCAAAUCAGAUGAUCUUCAAAUUCUUCUAAACUUCAAAAAUUCCCUCAAGAACUCAAACACUACUGUUUUUCAUACAUGGACGGAGCAAAACUCCAUCUGUAACUUCACCGGAAUAGUCUGUGAUGGUGAAUUUGUCAAGGAAAUUAAUCUAACUGAACAGAAUCUUGAAGGUGUUGUUCCAUUUGAUUUGAUCUGUCAGCUUCAGUAUCUGGAGAGAAUUUCUUUAGGGUCAAAUUUUCUGCAUGGGGUGGUUUCUGAUGAGUUGAAGAAUUGCAAGAAUUUGCAGGUUUUGGAUUUGGGGUUGAAUUUGUUUUCUGGGGAGGUUCCUGAUUUGUCUGGUUUAGUUGAGUUGAAGAUUUUGAGCUUGAAUGGUAGUGGUUUUUCGGGUUUGUUUCCAUGGAAAUCGAUCGAAAAGCUUGAGAAUCUUGAGUUUCUGAGCCUUGGUGAUAAUCCAUUUGAUGCUACAGUUUCGUUUCCUGUUGAGAUUUUAAGUCUCAAGAAAUUGUAUUGGGUUUAUCUUAGUAAUUGUAGCAUCAAGGGUCAGAUUCCUGAUGGAAUUUCGAAUCUUACUCUGCUUCAGAAUCUUGAACUUUCUGAUAAUUUGUUAUUUGGAGAAAUUCCAGCAGGAAUUUCCAGGCUUAGUAAGCUGACACAGCUUGAGAUUUACAAUAAUUCCUUGUCAGGAAAAAUUCCGGUCGGAUUCGGGAAUCUGACGAGUCUUGUUAAUUUUGAUUGCUCAACAAAUCAGCUUGAAGGUGAAAUUGGAGAAUUGAGAUUCUUGAAAAAUCUUCAAUCUUUGCACUUGUUUGAAAAUCGAUUCUAUGGCGAAAUUCCCGGGGAGUUUGGUGAACUAAAGUACCUGACAGAAUUCUCUCUUUAUACAAACAAGUUCACCGGUUCAUUACCCGAAAUGCUCGGAUCUUGGUCGGAUUUCUACUAUAUUGAUGUUUCGGAGAAUUUGUUGACAGGCUCUAUACCAUCAGAAAUGUGCAAGAAUGGAAAAAUGACUGAUCUUCUUAUUUUGCAGAACAGGUUCACAGGUUCAGUUCCUGACAGCUACGCAAAUUGUAAAUCUCUGCUUCGUUUUCGCGUAAAUAACAAUUCGCUCUCCGGUUCAAUUCCUGCCGGAAUUUGGGGUCUGCCAAUGCUGAAUAUAAUUGAUCUUAGUAUGAACCAAUUUGAAGGCGUUAUAACACCUGAUAUUGGUAAUGCAGAGUCUUUAGGAUCAUUGAUUUUAGCUAACAAUCAAUUUUCUGGUGAGUUACCUGAUGAAAUUUCAUCUGCUUCUUCUUUAGUUUCCAUUCAGCUGAGUUCAAAUCAAUUUUCUGGGAAAAUCCCAGAAAAUAUUGGUGAACUGAAGAAGCUUAACAGUUUUUAUUUGAAUUCAAAUCAGCUUUCUGGUACUAUACCAGACUCAUUAGGCUUAUGUGUUUCUCUUGCUGACAUUAAUCUUUCUGGCAAUUCAUUUUCCGGGGAAAUUCCGGAAAGUCUCGGUUUUCUGCCUACUUUGAACUCUCUGAACUUAUCAUCCAACAAACUAUCCGGUCAAAUUCCGAUUUCUUUUUCAUCUCUAAGACUUAGUAAUCUCGACCUGUCGAAUAACCAGUUGACGGGUCUCAUACCUUAUUCUUUAUCCCUCGAGGUCUUUCGUUCAGGAUUUGACGGGAAUCCGGGGUUAUGCAGUAACAGUUUGAAGAGCAUUCGAUCUUGUUCAUCAUCGUCAUCUAGUGUCGGAAAUUCGAGUCACCUUCGAGUACUUUUAUCCUGUUUAGCAGCAGGAUUGCUAGUUUUAGUCAUCUCAGCGGGUUAUUUAUUGUUCGUAAAGUCAGGAUCGAACGAUCUCGAUGACCAUCCGUUAAAGAAAAGUUCUUGGAACAUGAAAUCGUUCCGAGUACUAAGUUUCAGCGAAAGAGACGUCGUUGAUUCGAUCAAAUCGGAGAAUCUGAUAGGCAAAGGAGGAUCAGGAAAUGUGUACAAAGUUAUGCUAGGAGACGGAAAUGAACUUGCGGUGAAACAUAUAUGGACAUCGAAUUCUACGGAUCGAAGGAGUUUCCGAGCCAGCUCAGCUAUGCUAAGCAAGAAAAGCUUCAGAUCAUCGGAAUAUGACGCUGAGGUGGCAACACUGAGUUCUCUCAGACAUGUCAAUGUGGUGAAGCUAUAUUGUAGUAUAACCAGUGAGGACAGCAAUUUACUUGUGUAUGAAUAUUUACCUAAUGGGAGUUUAUGGGAUCAACUACAUUCUUGUAAUAAGAUACAUAUGGUGUGGGAAUUGAGGUAUGCAGUUGCAUUAGGAGCUGCAAGAGGCUUGGAGUACUUACAUCACGGAUUCGAUACGCCGGUAAUUCAUCGAGAUGUGAAAUCGAGUAAUAUCUUGCUCGAUGAGGAGUGGAAGCCUCGGAUUGCGGAUUUCGGACUUGCUAAGAUUGUGCAGGCAAGUAAUGCUGGAGAUUGGAGUCAUAUCAUUGCAGGCACUUAUGGGUACAUGGCUCCUGAAUAUGCAUACACAUGGAAAGUGAACGAGAAGAGCGAUGUGUACAGUUUCGGAGUAGUUCUAAUGGAAUUGGUGACAGGAAAAAGGCCAACUGAACCCGAAUUCGGAGAAAACAAAGAUAUUGUGCAUUGGGUUAGCACCAGAAUCAGAACCAAAGAAAAUGCAAUUGAUUUAGUGGAUUCUAGCAUUUCAGAAAGCUUGAAAGAAGAUGCCAUCAAAAUCCUGAAAAUCGCUGUUCACUGUACCGCGAAGAUUCCGGCUCUAAGACCGACAAUGAGAAUUGUUGUUCAAAUGCUUGAAGAAGCUGAACCUCAUCAGCUUUCAGACAUUAUUGUAGUCAAGAAAGAAUGUGGAAAUAGCACCACCACCAUGUUUGAUUUGAGUAGUUAAAAAUCUUACUUGCUGUAAUAAACUUGUAAUUUCUUAGUAUUAGUUUUAGAUAAGAUGAAGAACAUUUGAGGAGCUAGGAACAAGAAUUGUAGUAAUAGGAUUGGGAUUCUCAGGCAGCAAAAGAAUAACAUUUUUGCCUUGCAAAUGUAAUAUAUUUCUUAUGGUAGUCAAUAACUAGUUGUGUCAAAAAUAAAUGUAUCUUGACACGAACUAAUACGUAUCAUGUCGCGUUUGACACAACAUGUUAUCAAUAAAUAUAUUAAAUAUUUCGUGUUUA
Mercurialis annua (annual mercury) is the source of this 3353-nucleotide messenger RNA. Its product is annotated as receptor-like protein kinase 7. Gene Ontology annotation, biological process: protein phosphorylation. Lineage: Eukaryota; Viridiplantae; Streptophyta; Magnoliopsida; Malpighiales; Euphorbiaceae. The record is from RefSeq and is a predicted model, not a curated record. The transcript has 2 exons. Bases 116 to 3076 code for a protein of 986 amino acids. Gene Ontology annotation, cellular component: plasma membrane. Gene Ontology annotation, molecular function: protein binding; ATP binding; protein kinase activity.